Messenger RNA from Dermacentor silvarum, 942 nucleotides. Its product is annotated as myb/SANT-like DNA-binding domain-containing protein 3. The record is from RefSeq and is a predicted model, not a curated record. The transcript has 4 exons. Lineage: Eukaryota; Metazoa; Arthropoda; Arachnida; Ixodida; Ixodidae. Bases 1 to 942 code for a protein of 313 amino acids.
AUGGAGAAAAAGAAAAACUUCUCUGAAGAAGAACGCGCCGUGUUGCUGGAACUGCUCUCACGCCACCGCAGCGUCGUGGAAAACAAGAGGACUGACGCGGCGUCCGUGAGUCGGAAACGACAGGCCUGGGAAAAAAUCGAGGACGAAUUUAACUGCCGCCCCAACGUGACGCCGCGCAAAUGGAUCCAACUGAAGAAAUGCUGGGAGAACUUGAAAGACAAGUGGAGAAGAACAAACGCUGAAGACAUGCGGGAGCGGUUUGCUACAGGUGGCGGAACACCACCACCAAGCCAGAUGACCGACGAGCUGCAGCGCGUUGGAGACAUCGCGUCACACAUGGCUGUUCGGCUGCCCAAUCCCUGUGACAGUGACCGCAGCCGGCAUAAUGUUGUGCCAGGGGGAUCGCAGCCUUCCAAAUCGCAGUGCACACCUGCUGUCGCUGCACUGCUGUCAGAGACUCAAGACAGGCCUCUGGAACAGUUCGCUGGUUGUCAAGACAUGUACGACGAAUCAACAGACCUCUGGUCAUGGGACGACAACAGUAGCACGAUGGAAGAUGCUUCAACAAAUACUGCACGCCCCCAUGGCCAAGUACAAGACACUUCAGACAGCCAACCACGCAAUGGCGGUGGUGCAAAACCAUCAGAGGCUGCAGCUGUACCAUCUGCAGCAAGUUACAGUGCCGCUGCAGCGGCUUGCUUGAGACACAUUAACAAGGUCCCCGGUAACAACUUGAAAGGUUCCGGCGCCGUAGAAUCGCAGCGCGAUGAGGAGCUGGAGCAGUGGCGGAACAGGGUGACCGCGUUCGUGGUCCUUUGGGCGCAGCGGCAGCAUUUCCAACAGCCGCAUCACCACUCGCUUGGAAAAGCGGUACCGGCACAGGAAUUCCGCGUCGUUAUAGGCCUCUAUUGGAUUCUGCCGAUCCCUGAGAACGGGGCGUAA